Messenger RNA from Nicotiana tabacum (common tobacco), 621 nucleotides. Lineage: Eukaryota; Viridiplantae; Streptophyta; Magnoliopsida; Solanales; Solanaceae. The record is from RefSeq and is a predicted model, not a curated record.
AUGGCUCCUGGAACUGAAGCUUCUACUGUCAGCUCUGGUUCACCUGUUGCAGCGACAGGGACAACAGCUAUCAAUGACUCGGCUCAUUCAUAUUAUCUUCAUCCUUCGGAUUCUCCAGGGAUGGUACUGGUUAACACUGUCUUUGAUGGCAAAGGGUAUGGAGGAUGGAGAAGAGCCACAGUUAUUGCUCUCUCAGCCAAGAACAAGCUUGGUUUUGUCGAUGGCAGCUUCACCCAGCCAGAUCCUUCUGAUCUUCUAUUCAAACCAUGGAACCGCUGCAACGAUAUGGAUAUAGCAGAAAGUGUCUUGUACUCCAAGACUGCAAAAGAAAUUUGGACUGAGUUAGAGGAUCGCUUUAGUCAGUCAAAUGGAGCUCAACUCUACCAUCUUCAAAAUUGUGGAGGUAAGACAAAAGCUCUCAAAUCUCUUCAAGAUGGUCGACUUAUCCAAUUCCUCAUGGGGCUCAAUGAGACCUACUCAGCUGUGCGCAGUAACAUACUGAUGAUAUCACCUUUACCUAGUGUGAACUUGGCCUAUUCACUGCUCAUUCAAGAUGAGAAGCAGCGUGAGAUUCAUGUUGCUCAACACCCUACUGAAUCUGCCUUCUUGGCCUCAUAUUAG